Lathyrus sativus (Indian pea) is the source of this 882-nucleotide messenger RNA. The record is from the annotation of a GenBank genome assembly. Lineage: Eukaryota; Viridiplantae; Streptophyta; Magnoliopsida; Fabales; Fabaceae.
AUGGAUUCUUCAUUCUGGACUGUGUGUUUGAUUCUAGCAUCACUUGUUUCUUCUUCAUUCUGUGCUCUUCCAAGGAAGCCCGUGGAUGUUCCAUUUGGCAGAAACUAUUACCCUACUUGGGCUUUUGAUCACAUCAAAUACUUCAAUGGUGGUUCUGAAAUUCAGCUUCAUCUUGAUAAGUCCACUGGUACUGGUUUUCAGUCCAAAGGAUCAUACUUGUUUGGUCAUUUCAGUAUGAACAUUAAGAUGGUUCCUGGUGAUUCGGCUGGAACAGUUACCGCUUUCUAUUUAUCUUCACAAAAUGCUGAGCAUGAUGAGAUAGAUUUUGAGUUCUUGGGGAACAGAACAGGACAACCUUACAUUUUGCAAACAAACGUGUUCACUGGUGGACAAGGUAACAAAGAACAAAGGAUCUAUCUCUGGUUUGAUCCUACAAAAGAAUUUCACAGAUACUCCAUUCUAUGGAACAUGUACCAGAUUGUUUUCUAUGUGGAUGAUGUUCCAAUAAGAGUGUUCAAAAACAGCAAGGAUUUAGGAGUGAAAUUCCCAUUUGACCAACCAAUGAAGAUAUACAACAGUUUAUGGAAUGCUGAUGAUUGGGCAACAAGGGGUGGAUUAGAGAAAACAGAUUGGUCAAAAGCACCAUUCAUAGCAGGAUACAAAAGUUUCCACAUAGAUGGAUGUGAAGCAUCAGUUAACUCAAAAUUCUGUGGAACACAAGGAAAGAGAUGGUGGGAUCAAGCAGAGUUUCGUGAUCUUGAUGCAGCUCAAUGGCGUAGCUUAAAGUGGGUGAGAGACAAAUACACCAUUUACAAUUACUGCACUGACCGAAAACGUUUGCCUCAAAUUCCCUCUGAAUGCAAAAGAGACGGUGACAUUUGA